This is a messenger RNA of Paramecium octaurelia, 412 nucleotides long. Lineage: Eukaryota; Ciliophora; Oligohymenophorea; Peniculida; Parameciidae. The record is from the annotation of a GenBank genome assembly.
AUGCUAUUUAAGUUUUAGGUAGUUUGAUUCUACUCUGUUUUAUUAGUUGGAGAUUAACACUUGUUUUGUUUUGUCUAACUCCUCCUUCUACGAUUAUGGCAAUCGAUUUUGUUAAAAAUCCAAGCAAUUGAGAAAGGAAUAUUAAUAAUCAAUUGCUUAAGCUACACAACUUGAUUCAGAAGUCUUGAGUAAUAUGAGAAUUGUAAGGUCUUUUCAACAGAGGAAAGAGAGAGUAAUUCAUCUCAAAAGGCCAAUUAAAAUAUUGUUAAUUUUGGCAAUAAAUGGCACUAUUAGGAAGUUAAUUUAUGGCUAUUGGAAUUGUAUUAAAUUUAAAUUUGAUAGCAUGUAAAAUAUGAGUAAAAUUAAUUUGGUUAUGGCAAAAUCAUCUAAAUUGUAAUUUAAUGCUUAAUGA